UGUGCAGAUGUGGUGUCUGAGAGCAGAGGUUAAUUAGGGUUUGUUAGAUGUUAGGGAAGAGGGAGAUGGGACUGGGGUGAGCUUUUAAUAUCUUCCAUGACUAAUCCCACUUCACAACAACCCUCCCACCAAAUACCUUUUCCCCUUCAUCACUCUCAACUUAAGCAUCCACCCACCAUCCAUUCCCCAAUCAAUACAGUUUAUCCACACUACUUAAACUCACUUUGUGCAGCAGCUCAAUAACCUAUAGGAUUUAAGAACUUAUAACCAUUACUUUCUACUCAUGCUUCAUAAACUACAAACUCUCAUGAUCCCUUUUUUUUUAUGGUCGAUAUUUUUAGUUAAUUUCUUUGAGAAUUAAAAUUAAGCUUAAGUUAUUUCUUUAUUUGAUUAAAGAUAGUUAAUAUAUGCUAAAGACGAAAGAACUUGUUAAGAAAACUACUUUUGUAUGGCUAAGAAUUAAAAAGUUUCUCCUUUAGUCUUAAGCAUGGUAAAAUCAAAUCCUUACUGGCUAAAAAGUUUUUUAAGGAGAAGAAAAUCUAUAUGCUAAAAUCACUAUUUUUUUCACUGAGAUUGUGAAAAAAAGGUGAGAGGGACAGACAUGCAUCCGGUUCCUCCUGAUCUUAAUCUUGAUCAACCAGCCAAGUUUUUCAAUGAUUUUUGUUUAUUUAUAAUAUCAAGUUCGAGUCUUUUGGGUAAGCUAGCGAGAAAGAUGUGUUGUUGUUGUUGUCAAUAUUAGGUACCUAAUUUUGGUCCAUCAUCAAUCUAUCCUCUUUCUCCACCGCUAAUUUUUAUCUCUUCUGACUUUUUUGGCUUCUGAUUGAUAUUACCUUCUUCUUCUCAAAUUCUCCAGACAUGGACAUGUUAGUUUUUGUUGGUUCUCAUCCCUCUCUGAUCUUCCCUUGGAUUUUAUUCUCUCCAUUUUUUUUCUUCUCAUUAAUCUUCCCAAUCAUUCCCUCUGCCAUCUGUCACCGUUUCCGUACAAUUGGGUUCGGGUUCUCCUUAAUGGUGGGAAUUCACUGUAUUUAGAUACCCAGAAAAUUAAAAUUAAUACUAAUAUUAUUAUCAAAAGACUGAAUAAAAACCUUGAAGGAGCUGUUGGUUUCUCUACCUGUGCUGUGGUGAAGUAUGUAUGCAAUUGCAAUCAAUGUUUUGUCGGUUGCGGUGUCAACACAUGUAUCUUUAUUAAGUGCACUUGAAGCUUUAGCCCCACUCGACAACUCCGUCGAUUUCGCCAAACUAAGCACACUCUUAUCUUUCAUUGGCUCUUCUUUUCUUAAAUUGUCAAUAUCAGAGUGAUACAAGUAAUCUUUUCUUGUGGUUGUAGGUGAAAUUUCAUUCUAACUCUUGUUUAUUUAUACACAUAUAUUUAUAUGUGGUUGUUUCCAUGCUUAAGCCUCUCCACACGGCAUGCUAAACUUCACUUGAAUCCCAUCCAUCAGUUCUUUUUCACUGCUGCAAUGAUUUUCUUCUUGAUUUCUUGCUUCUCCUUCAUCCUCCUCUCCAAGUCCUUCUCUUCCAACUUCAAGAAUAGACCGACAGUGAUCAGUGAGUGGAGAUUGCUGCUUCCGUCGCCUUGGUUUUGGGGUACCUUAUCUGGGUUCAUUGCGUCGUUUUCACAAAAAGGUUCUGGGUUUGGGAAUCAAGUGGUGACCAUGGUUAUCCCAUUGAAGAAGAUAGUGAGUUUUGGGUCAAGAGUGGAGAAUGUGGAGGAGGAAGAAAAGGUGAGUCUUUUAGAUUUGCCUGAACUUAUCCUGGAAUCAAUUCUUGAAAGGCUUUCUCCAUCUGGGUUGUGUAGUAUGGCGGGAGUUUGUACUUCCUUGAAGGAGAGAUGUGGAAGUGACCAUUUUUGGGAGAAACACAUGAAGCAAAAAUGGAGUAGAGUGAUUGGCGAUGCUGCUUACAGAGAAUGGCAAUGUUAUUUUGCCUCCGAAAUGGUACCGGGAAGUUUGGAUCAAACAAAGCCAACGAAAUUUUCGAGGUUUCUUAAUAGUGUUUGGCCUUUUUCUUGGAUUAAUCCAGAGGUAAAAAGUAUUGGUAGCAAUACAAGGAGUUUUGUGCAUGGUGGUUCAAUCAUGGCUUGGUAUCUCUCUCUUGAGAGUGGUAAACUGUGGUUCCCAGCUCAGGUCUAUAACCGGGAGAAUGGCCAUGUUGGGUUUAUGCUUUCUUGCUAUGAUGCCAAAGUUAGCUACAAUUCCCAGACAGACACUUUUCAGGCAAGGUACUCACCUCAUGGACAGCAUACAAGAGAGGAAAAUAUACCAUGGGAGAGGCUUAGAGCACCCCAAGUUGACACUCUUCCACAUGUUGUUCACAUCUCUGAUUGUUUACAUGACUUGAAACCUGGAGAUCAUAUUGAAAUCCAAUGGAGAAGAAACAAACAGUUUCCUUUUGGCUGGUGGUAUGGUGUUGUUGGUCACUUGGAAUCUUGUCAUGGAAAUGAGAAAAACUGCCUCUGUUAUCAUAGUGAUGAUGUGGCGCUGGAGUUUAACCAGUAUACUCCAGGUUCAAGAUGGAGACAAACAAUGAUAAACAGGAGGGAUCACCGGGAAGUAGGCGACGAAGCUGAUGGGUUUUAUGGUGGUGUUAGGAAGCUUUACAAGGAGGAGGACAUCUCAAUAUGGAAGAGACUAUGGCCAAAACAAGUAUUGGAAUAGUACAUGAUCUGUUAUGGAGUUUUUCUGUUGUCUCAGUAAGAAUCAUUUUGAGUAGAACUGAUAGUGCAUUAGGCUUCUUUUGUGCAGAGCCCUUGAAAGAUUCAUGUAUAUUGUAUUUCGUAUGACUGUAAUGAGUCUUUUUGGAUGUACAAAUAUGUGAUAUAUAUAUAUAUAUCCAAGAACAAAAAAGUUUUACACUA
Molecule: messenger RNA, 2857 nt
Organism: Carica papaya (papaya)
Lineage: Eukaryota; Viridiplantae; Streptophyta; Magnoliopsida; Brassicales; Caricaceae
Product: F-box protein At2g32560-like
Molecular function (GO): protein binding
Source: RefSeq, a predicted model, not a curated record